Molecule: messenger RNA, 2216 nt
Organism: Cynara cardunculus var. scolymus (artichoke)
Lineage: Eukaryota; Viridiplantae; Streptophyta; Magnoliopsida; Asterales; Asteraceae
Product: probable myosin-binding protein 6
Exons: 4
Coding region: 320-2179 (619 amino acids)
Molecular function (GO): myosin binding
Source: RefSeq, a predicted model, not a curated record
AAUGCAUGAUUUACCUUAAAUUCAGGUGAUAGUGAUAGUGAGAGAACACUUGUAGUUUUAUAAAACCAAAAGUUAGUUAAGGACAUCAGAAACACACACCAGAAGUCUCUUUAGCACAUACAAAUUACAUUUACAGACAUCUCUUCGAGAUAGAAAAAAGCGGAUCAUCAUCUUUGAUUACUUUGCUCAUCGCUUUCCUCUUUCAUAACCAACUAUGACUUUUUAAGUUUUUGCUACUCUCUUCUCGAGCAUAACUCAUGAUCUGUAUUCCCUUUUCCUCCAUUCCAUCCCGAUCCGGUUUUUGUUUCGUUUCCCCACAAUGACGACUCCGAAACGAACUUUCCGCAUGUUCAUCGAAGAAGAAUUGGGCGAAUUCCCGCAUUUCUUGGUCUGGGCUGUUCUUGAAUGGAUGCUCAUAAUCUCCCUUUAUCUCGAUGGCUUCCUUUCGUCUAUCGCCAACAAAUUCGCUGAUAUUUUUGAAUUAGAUCCGCCCUGCGUUCUUUGCACUCGAGUGGAUCACGCGCUUGGCGAGAAAAACCCGAAUUUGUAUUACAACGAAUCCAUAUGCGAGUCUCACAAGAAAGAUAUAUCGUCGUUGGCGUACUGUCAUGUUCAUAGGAAAUUAUCUGAUAUCCGAAACAUGUGUGAUGGGUGUCUUCUUUCGUUUGCAACAGAUAAAGAUUCGGAUUCUGAUCCUAACAAGCAAAUGGACAAAAAUGAGGGUAAGGCGGAGGAUGAUCAGAAGAAGGCGGAGGUGGAAUUAGCGGAGAAAAAGGUUAAGGAUUCUAGUAAAAACGAGGUCGGAGAUGAGAACAGAUGUUCGUGUUGUGGCGAGUGUUUGAAGCCGAAACAAGUUACUAAAGAGGCUUCUAAAGAAGUUUCUAGAUCAUCGUCCUUGUUUCCGAAUUCGUCUCCUAGAGCAUCGUCAUUAUUUCCGAAUUCGUCUCCUCGAGCGUCGUCUCUAUUUCCGAAUUCAUCUCCUCGAGCAUCGUCUUUGUUUCCGAAUUCAUCCCCUAGAGCGUCGUCUUUAUUUCCGAAUUCGUCUCCUAGAAUGUUUUCUUCACUACCACCGAUGGCUUCUCCUAGAUCAUGGAGAAUCGAGGAAGGUAGGAAUUCGGAACUAUCUCACCCUCGGUAUAGCGAGCUCAAGUUUGUAUCUGAUAACGAGCCAGAUAUGCCCGAAGAUGAUUAUGGAAUGAACGUAAACGCCAAACACACAAACGAAGAUUCUGGCAAAACCCCUGGUUAUAUCAAAGGAAACAAGUUCUUCGGGAUACCGUUAACAGAAUCAAUUACCGGCAGUCCUAGAUGGGCUGCUAGUAAGCCUCCCAAGAAAGCCCCGAUUGAUAAACCUGAUGUAUUUUCCGACACCGUGGAAGAACCACCAUCGAACGACGGCCAAACCCUUGUUCAACAACUAAAGAAACAGAUCAGUGACAACCGGAAAACCCUCGUUACAUUGUUUAUGGAACUCGAUGAAGAACGCAGUGCCGCUGCGGUUGCCGCCAACAACGCGAUGGCGAUGAUCACACGAUUGCAGGCGGAGAAGGCAGGUGUUCAUAUGGAGGCAUUGCAGUACCAGAGGAUGAUGGAUGAACAAGCUGAGUAUGAUGAAGAAGCCAUUCAAAUCCUUAGAGAUUUGUUUUUCAAAAAAGAGGAAGAUGUGAAGGUUUUGGAAGACGAACUCGAGAUGUAUCGAGUGCGAUACGGAGAACUUAAGAAAUUCGGUAGCGAUGACUAUGAUUUUGAUGCCGAGGAAUAUUACGAGGAGUUGCAAUCUCAAUCUUACGGAGAGAAAUCCGAGAGUGGGAGCCUCGUGGAGGAUGGCGGAAAUCGAAAGGGGAACCACGAGGAAGCGUCGGUAAACUUUGAAAAUGAAAGAACUCGGCUUUUCGGAAUGUUGAAGGAUUUCGAAAAUUAUCAUGCUCGUUCGUCUUCACAUGAGGAUCGCCACCAUAAACAUACGGGCAAAGGAAGUAACGUAAAGCUCUUGAAAGAUGUGUCUCUGUUAAUGGAGAAGUUGACGGCCAUGGAAGCGGAGAGCGGAUUCUUGAAGCACGCAGCGAUGACGCUUGAAAAGGGCGACGAAGGAACAAAAGUCGUGUCAGAGAUCGCCGAACAUCUUCGAAAGAUUCCGAGCCCCCAAAAGCCCGAGUACACGAACACGAUCAAUGCAUGAUGUUUUACUUGUAGACCGAUCAUACAUUAAUUGUAGA